AUGUCAUCGGAGCGCGCUUUCCAGAAGCAGCCUCACAUCUUCCAGAACUCCAAAGUCAAGGCCAAGAGCGCCCGGCCCGGCAAGGGUGGACGACGAUGGUACAAGGACGUUGGUCUGGGUUUCCGUACCCCCAAGACCGCCAUUGAGGGCAACUACAUCGACAAGAAGUGCCCUUUCACCGGCCUUGUCUCGAUCCGCGGCCGUAUCCUGACCGGCACCGUCGUUUCCACGAAGAUGCACCGCACCCUCAUCAUCCGAAGAGAAUACCUCCACUUCAUCCCCAAGUACUCUCGUUAUGAGAAGCGCCACAAGAACCUCGCCGCCCACGUCUCCCCCGCUUUCCGUGUCGAGGAGGGUGACCAGGUCACCGUUGGCCAGUGCCGCCCCCUGAGCAAGACUGUCCGAUUCAACGUCCUCCGCGUCCUUCCCCGAACCGGCAAGGCCGUUAAGAAAUUCAGCAAGUUCUAA
Purpureocillium lilacinum is the source of this 468-nucleotide messenger RNA. RefSeq names its product 40S ribosomal protein uS17. The record is from RefSeq and is a predicted model, not a curated record. Gene Ontology annotation, biological process: translation. NCBI's taxonomy places the organism in Eukaryota, Fungi, Ascomycota, Sordariomycetes, Hypocreales, Ophiocordycipitaceae. Gene Ontology annotation, molecular function: structural constituent of ribosome. Gene Ontology annotation, cellular component: ribosome; cytosolic small ribosomal subunit.